AUGAUGUCUAGUCUCUGUGAAUCUGAAUCGUCGAAUGUGACAUGUUGUUUUUCGUUGAAUCAAACAGAAAAACAAGAGUUUCGAGCUAUUUGGAUUGCGACAGUUUUUAAUAUUGAUUGGCCAUCGUCAUCAAUGAUUUCUGUUACUCAACAACAAACUGAACUUCUUAAUAUUUUGAAUAUGAUGGAACGAUUGAAUAUGAAUGCAGUUAUUUUCCAGGUUCGACCAGCCGGAGAUGCCUUAUAUGCAUCGACUCUUGAGCCAUGGAGCAUCUAUUUAACUGGUGAUCAUGGCGUUCCACCAUCGCCUCUCUGGGACCCUCUAGCAUUUAUUGUUGAUGAGGCACACAAACGAAAUAUUGAAGUCCAUGCUUGGAUCAACCCAUAUCGUGCACGACUCAGUAGUGCAACAUACGAACUGGCAUCAAAUCAUAUGGCCAAACGAUUCGCUACUUAUGCCUACUCGUAUGCAAAUCAAAUCUGGAUGGAUCCAGGUUCUUCUGAAAUACAAGAUUUUAUCGGUGAAGUUGUUGAAGAUAUCAUUAAUCGAUACGCUGUAGAUGGUAUUCACAUGGAUGAUUAUUUCUAUCCAUACAGUGAUGGAACUGAAUUCCCCGAUCAUGCAACUUAUGCUCGCUUUCAAGAGCAAGGCGGAACAUUGAAUCUAAACGAUUGGCGACGUUCGAAUGUCAACAGUUUAGUUUAUUCAUUGAAUCGACGGAUUCAUACAAUUCGACCAAAAGUCAAAUUUGGUAUUUCACCAUUUGGGAUUUGGAAAAAUGGUUUUCCGCCGAGUAUUACUGGUCUUUCUUCUUAUGAUAGUCUUUUCUGCGAUAGUCGACUUUGGCUCCAAGAAGGUCUUGUCGAUUAUCUAACACCUCAACUCUACUGGCAAAUCGAUCCACCAGCACAAUCGUAUUCAGCCCUGCUCAAAUGGUGGAUUCAACAAACAUCUAGAGGUCGUCAUGUUUAUCCAGGCAAUGCAGUCUAUCGUUUAACGGGAACCACCAAUUGGUCGGUCACAGAAAUCGUUCGACAAAUCCAUUUGACUCGAUCAAUGAGUGAUCGCCUUGCUCUUGGCAAUAUCUUCUUUUCGGCCAAGCAAAUAAUGCAAAAUAUCCAAGGAAUUCAAGGUCAACUCGCGAUACUCUAUCAAGAAAAAGCAAUUACGCCGAUCAUGAGUUGGCUCUAA
Rotaria sordida is the source of this 1191-nucleotide messenger RNA. The record is from the annotation of a GenBank genome assembly. Lineage: Eukaryota; Metazoa; Rotifera; Eurotatoria; Philodinida; Philodinidae.